AAAUUUUUUUGGUUUAAAAAAAAAUUUCGAACGUUUCCAACUUGCUAUUUCGACCCAAACGAUUCAACAAAGUGUUGCCUUUUUUUGGUUCGAAAAAUUCUUUUUUGGAUUUACAAAAUGAAUUUUCCCGAAACAAAUACCGUUCAUUAUCAUCUUUAUCGUCGUCGUGGUCAUGAUGAAUGUCCAUCAUCAUCACUGAUUGAUCGUUAUUUAAAACAUCUUUCUAGCCAUUUGAAUGGAUAUAUUUGGCAUAAUGAAUGUUUUCAUUUGAAACAAAAAUCUUAUGAUCAACAAACCGAACAAUAUUUAUUUGGUCAAUGUAAUUAUGGUGAAAAUAUUGAUGAUGAAUGGUUUAUUGUUUUUCUAUUAAAAUUAUUAACCGAAUUUGAUGAUCAACUUUUCGUUCGUAUACAAGAUGAAGAUGGUGAAUUUUUAUUGAUUGAAUCGGCUGAUUAUCUACCCAGAUGGGCACAAGAACCAUCACGUACAGUGGAUCGUGUUUUUAUCUAUCGCGGUAAAAUUCAUCUGGUAUCAUCAAAAUUUGUUGAAAAAGAUUUGAACAAACGAAAAUUCAUAUGGGAUUGUAUUCGAUUUAUUGAAUCAAAUCCGAAACAAACUGAAUUAAAUCAAUCAAUACAACAUUGUAUUCAAAAUCGAAUAGAAAUAUUUCAACCAAUCAAUAUCCAACGAUUAUAUCAUAAUGCACAUUGUUUAUUACCAAUAUCAUUGGUUAUUUUAUUGGAUUAUCACCCGGAAUUAAUCUCGGCUGCUAUUCGUUCAUAUUAUUAUCGUACACCGGAUGAUUUGAAAACGAUUGGAACAAAUCACCAUCGUUUCAAUAAUGAUCAAAAAAUUCUGACAAAUGUUCGAUUUACUCGUUGUCUUUAUGCACAGUUAACAUCACAAGAUGUUAAUGAUGUUCAGAAAUUAUUGUCACCGUCAUCAUCGAAUGACAAUCAUUUGUUGAAUGGCGUAAAAAUUAUUGCCGGUUUUGAAAUUUUAUUGCAAAAUUCAGAAAUGAUGAAGAAUACUGUGGAAUCGAAGGCUGGCAAAGUGGUCAACGAAUUUCUGACCACUAUUUUAACCGAAGAAUUGAUUGAAGAAUUUUUAAAAAACAAAUCAUCAUUACCACCUGAAGAUGAUGAUAGUUGGUUGAAUAUCAACAGUGAACAGCAAUUUGAUGAGUUAUUGAAUGCCAAAUUUAAUCAACAACAAUCAUCAUCUAAAACGAAUGAUAAUUUUGUGGAAAAUAUUCCGAAAACAUUGGAAAAAUUUUUUCAAAAUCAAGAUUCGGGUAUUGAUGGUGUUGAGCUACCACAAGCGUUGCCAAACGAUGCCAAAAGUAAAUCAAAAUUCAAUUUAAUUGAAGAAUUUGAUGAAAAAGAAUUUGUUGAAUUUUUUCGAAAAAUGGCUCAAACAGAAUCGGAUAAUUCGGAGGAAUCAGAUUCCGAUGUUGAUGAUGAUGAUACAGAUGAUGACGAUUGUAAUGAUGAAUCAGAAUUACCCGAAAUGGAAGCCUAUAUUGCCCGAAUGGAUCAAGAAUUAUCGAAAACAAUUUUGGCAAAUAGUUUUGAACAAGCACCAAAACAAUUAGAUUCUGAUGAUGAUGAUGAUGAAAAUGAUCUAAAAUAUAAUGCCGUAUCAAAUAUUUUGAAAAGUUUGAAUGAAGAAAUUGAAAUAACCGAUAGUAGUAAUGGUGUUGGUCCGGCAACAGCAUUGUUUGCUUUUAUGAAUCAAGAGUUACCCGAUAGUUUAAGAAAGAAAGAAACAUGAAUCAUUUUGAAUGAUAAGAAAAUUUUUUUACUACAAAAUUAACAAAUGGCCAAAAUCCAUGUUCAAAAUUCCAUUCGUUUUUGUGCUUUAAAUAUU
Molecule: messenger RNA, 1869 nt
Organism: Dermatophagoides pteronyssinus (European house dust mite)
Lineage: Eukaryota; Metazoa; Arthropoda; Arachnida; Sarcoptiformes; Pyroglyphidae
Gene: ecd
Product: ecdysoneless cell cycle regulator
Cellular component (GO): nucleus
Source: RefSeq, a predicted model, not a curated record